ACGAGGCCUUGCACAUGUGUUUACCAGGAGAGAGAGCCUUGUCACCAGAGAUAGAGUCCUGCCACCACAGCUACUGAGGCCUUAUCUAACACCGUAUCAGGACCAUUCUGUAGAGGAACCACCAGCUCCUCUACCACCAGCUCCUCUAACACCAAGUCCACUAAUAACAGUCUGACAGUUUCAGUUGUCUGGAGUGAAGGACCAGAAGUCACUGAGAGCAAGACAAGAGUCCCUGCCAAGGAUUAUGCCAAUAUAGCCUCCUCAGUAUCUCCAGCAGACAGCCACUCUAGAGGUGCUAACGCAGUCCCUCUCCAGCAGUAAACAUGGACGACCAUUGGCAGAACAAUGUGAACCAGCAGGGCACUGAGAUCCCCACCUACGGGGAGGGAGGCGGCCAGGAGUACCCCUACCAGGCUGACUUCCCUCAGCAGGAAGGAGGGGGAGACGAGGAUGCCAGGAGCGAUGCCACGGAGGGUCACGACGAGGAUGCAGAGGCCAUGUACGAAGGAGAGUACCAGGGGAUCCCCCACCCUGACGAGAUCAAGGCGGCUCAGCGGGCGGCCAGGGCCGAGGCCAGGAAGAAGGCCAGGCUGGCAGCAGCGAUGCCGGAUGAGGAGGACCUGGCAGAACAGUACGAGAACAUCAUGGAGGACUGUGGGCACGGCCGCUUCCAGUGGACCCUGUUUAUCGUGCUGGGCAUGGCGCUGAUGGCGGAUGGCGUGGACGGAUUUGUGGUGGGCUUCGUUUUGCCUAGCGCCGAGAAGGACAUGUGCUUAUCCAACGCCAACAAGGGCAUGCUGGGUCUGUUGGUGUACGUGUCGAUGAUGGUGGGGGCAAUCGUGUGGGGCAGCCUGGCGGAUAAGAUGGGCCGUAGGAAAUGUCUGAUCUACUGUCUGGCCAUCGACUGUGUCUUCAGCUUCCUGUCCUGCUUCGCUCAGGGAUACGGAUUCUUUAUCUUCUUCAGGUUCUGCUCCGGCUUCGGGAUCGGAGGGACUAUCCCCAUCGUGUACACCUACUUCGCAGAGUUCCUCCAGAUGGAUAAGAGAGGGGAGCACCUUAGCUGGCUGUGUAUGUUCUGGAUGUUUGGUGGACUCUACGCCUCCUUCACCGCCUGGGGAAUCAUCCCUCACUACGGCUGGGGCAUCAGCCUGGGGACACAGUACCAGAUCCACACCUGGAGAAUAUUCAUCCUGGUGUGUAUGUUUCCAGCCAUCAUUGCCCUCAUUGGACUGGUCUUCAUGCCAGAGAGCCCACGCUUCUUCCUGGAGAAUGGGAGACAUGACGAGGCCUGGAUGAUUCUGAGACAGGUCCAUGAUACCAACUGGAAGGCCAAGGGAGAACCAGAGAGGGUGUUCACUGUGUCCAACAUCACGACUCCUAAGACCCAGGAGGAUGAGUUCAUUGAGAUCCAGAGUGACACCGGAACAGCCUUCCAGCGCUGGACCGUCAGACACACCAACCUCCUCAAACAGGUGAUGCAGAACGUGAUGUCGCUGGCAGCACCAGACCUCAGACUGCAGGGUCUCUUCCUGGCCAUCGUCUGGUUCACCAUGGCCUUCAGCUACCACGGACUGUCGGUGUGGUUCCCCGACAUGAUCAAGUACAUGCAGUAUGAGGAGUACGAGUCCAAGGUGAAACUCUUCCAUCGAGAACGAGUGGAGCGAUUCCACUUCAACUUCUCCCUGGUCAACCAGAUCCACAAAGAGGGAGAAUAUGUCCACGACAAGUUCAUGGAUAUAGAGAUCAAGUCUGUGAAGUUUGAAGAUUCCCUGUUUGAGAACUGUUACUUUGAGGACGUCAGGUCGACCAACACGUACUUCGAGAACUGCACCAUCAAGAACACGGUCUUCUAUAACACAGACCUUUGGGAAGACUCUAAGUUUAUAGACUGUCGGCUGGAGAACGCCACGUUUCUCCAUCCGAAGAAAGGCUGCCAUCUGAACUUCCAGGAGGAGAACGACAUCGUCAUCUACAUGGUCAGCUUCCUGGGGAGUCUAGCGACACUGCCAGGCAACAUCCUGUCAGCCCUCUUCAUGGACAAGAUAGGAAGGAUCAAAAUUAUAGGUGGUUCUAUGCUGAUCUCAGCAGUCUGUACGUUCCUCCUGCUCCUCAGCUUCAGUCAGGGGGCAGUUAUAUUAUUUCAGUGCCUUUUCUACGCUACCAGCGUCGCGGCCUGGAACGGACUGGAGGUUAUCACAGUAGAAAUCUACCCUUCUGCUAAAAGAUGCACAGCAUUCGGAGUGCUGAACGGUACCUGUAAGCUGGCAGCCAUUAUUGGCAGCGUCGUCUUUGCCAAGUUCAUCGGCAUCACAAAGAUCGUCCCCAUUUUCCUGGCGUUCGCAGCACUGGCUUGCGGAGGUUUGCUGGCCACUAAACUACCCGACACGCGGGAGAAGAUCCUGGAGUGAAAACAGACAAACAUCUACGGCAUUAAGGGUUGUAAAAUUCCUGUAACUUUCCACAGGUUUUCAAAAAACAUCUUGGUUGGAGGAUUCCCAGACUUCCUGCUAAAACGUGGGAAUUUGGGGAAAGUUAGUGGAAUUUUGCAAACCUUUACAACGUCACGGCCAAAUAAAGCUGUCUGUACAUAUAGGGUGGUCCAGUUGGGAGACUUCCACAUGGGAUGUGAGCUGUGUGUGACAGAAUAAGGGGAUGGGCUUUCUGUUCCCAUGGGGAUGUAAAGAACGAAUGGUACCCUCAUCAAGACAUGUCACCAUUUUACAUUGUUUGAAAUUGUGUUUUUCUUCUGUACACCUUAAAAUAACCCCCCCCCCAUUAGAGCAGGACAAGUCACUCUGUAUUUGGUAUGUUUUAAAAUGUGUUUUAAAUUAUUUUAAAUGAAAAUGAAAGAAUACGAGAGAUGAGAAAUAUAUAUCCUUGGAAGAUGACAGCCAGUUGAACCAUGUUGUGCUUUGAUUUGAAACCAACUGUUUAGGAAAGGUAUUGGGUUGACAUUCGGGUUGGAAUUCAACGACGGCUAAGGUUUCAACGGAACGCUAGUGUACGAUUCAGAACCAAUUUUCCAGUGUCCUUGUUCCAUUCCAUUUUGUGAUAAGAGCUUUCAUCGACCGCAGCCAGGUGUUUGAAUUGUCCCAUUUCCUCCAGGACGACAACCUCACCUGCUGCACAGUGGAUGCAUCUGUUGACUUACCAAUAUGUUUGUUGUAUUGUUUGUGCUCAGUCUCUCCUUUUCCAGUAGAGCUGUGUUCUAGAUUCUGUUAAGUCCUGUCUAGUCUGUGUUCAGUCUCUCCUUUUCCAGUAGAACGAUAUUGAUUCUGUUAAAUCCUGUCUAGUCUGUGUUCAGUCUCUCCUUUUCCAGUAGAACGAUACUGAUUCUGUUAAAUCCUGUCUAGUCUGUGUUCAAUCUCUGCUUUUCCAGUAGAGCUGUGUUCUAGAUACUGAUUCUGUUAAAUCCUGUCUAGUCUGUGUUCAGUCUCUCCUUUUCCAGUAGAACGAUACUGAUUCUGUUAAAUACUGUCUAGUCUGUGCUCAGUGUCUCGUUUUCCAGUAGAACGAUACUGAUUCUGUUAAAUCCUGUCUAGUCUGUGUUCAGUCUCUCAUUUUCCAGUAGAACGAUAUUGAUUCUGUUAAAUCCUGUCUAGUCUGUGUUCAGUCUCUCCUUUUCCAGAAGAACUGUGUUCUAGAUACUGAUUCUAUUAAAUCCUGUCUUGGUUGCCAUGACAUUGUAAGAACAUUUUUUUUUCAAUAAUUAUGUGAACAUGUGAGUUUAGACAUGAUUAUUUACUCUAUUUUUAAAGUCGCUAAGUAUCAUUUACCCUGUACCCCCAACCCUGGUCCUCCAGUACCCCCAACUCUGGUCCUCCAGUACCCCCCAACAUCUCAACUCUGGUCCUCCUGUGCCUCCAACCCUGGUCCUCCAGCACCCCCAACUCUGGUCCUCCAGUACCCCCCAACAUCUCAACCCUGGUCUUCCAGCACCCCCAACUUUUGUCCUCCAGUACCCCCCAACAUCUCAACUCUGGUCUUCCUGUACCCCCAACCCUGGUCCUCCAGUACAGCCCAACAUCUCAACUCUGGUCCUCCAGUACCCCCCAACAUCCCAACUCUGGUCUUCCUGUACCCCCAACCCUGGUCCUCCAGUAUCCCCCAACAUCUCAACUCUGGUCCUCCUGCACCCCCAACUCUGGUCCUCCAGUAUCCCCAAACAUCUCAACUCUGGUCUUCCUGUACCCCCAACCCUGGUCCUCCAGUAUCCCCAACAUCUCAACUCUGGUCUUCCUGUACUCCCAACCCUGGUCCUCCAGUACCCCCCAACAUCUCAACUUUGGUCUUCCUGUACCCCCAACCCUGGUCCUCCAGUACCCCCCAACAUCUCAACUCUGGUCUUCCUGUACCCCCAACCCUGGUCCUCCAGUACCCCCUAACAUCUCAACUCUGGUCUUCCUGUUGCCCCAACCCUGGUCCUCCAGUACCCCCCCAACA
Molecule: messenger RNA, 4443 nt
Organism: Salvelinus fontinalis (brook trout)
Lineage: Eukaryota; Metazoa; Chordata; Actinopteri; Salmoniformes; Salmonidae
Gene: sv2ba
Product: synaptic vesicle glycoprotein 2Ba
Exons: 12
Coding region: 324-2408 (694 amino acids)
Biological process (GO): transmembrane transport; chemical synaptic transmission
Cellular component (GO): membrane
Molecular function (GO): transmembrane transporter activity
Source: RefSeq, a predicted model, not a curated record